AAUAUGGCUGCCGAGGUCUAUUAGGAGAAAUAUUGGAAAAAAGUGUUUAUGGUCAAGGCUUCAUAAAUUUGCAUCAAAAUGCCGAAGAAAGGCAAGAAAGGAAAGGGAAAAGGAAAGAAAGGGAAAAAGGGAAAGAAAGGAUCUAAGAAGAAUGAGUCAGUUGCAAAGAUUGCAGCAGCCAACUCCAAAGUUUGGGAGACUCGACUGGAGAUUGCAGAGACCUCCAAACAGGAAUACAGGGAGCAUGCUAAUCAGCUGAUGAAGGAAAAUGAUCAGCUCCAGGACAUGAUUAGAAUCACAGAAAAGGAUACUAUAGAGUGUUUUACUUUGCUACAGAAAAAAGAUGAAGAGAAGAAAAAUGAGAAUGAAAGGCUAAAGCAAUCAAUCCGAGAGCUGAAAAAAGAACACAGAAAAGAAAAAGAGAAUAUUGUUGAAGACUUCAGUACACAAAUUAAUGAAUUGGAGGAGAAAGUAGCAGAGAAAACAAGGGAGGUGGAGCUGAUGCAGAGUGAACUUAAAGUGGUCAAGGAAUUCAGGAGGAAGAGAGGUCAGAUGCAGAAGGAGCUGGAUGAUAUAAAAGAAGCUAUGUAUAAUGCUAAUCGUGAUCACAAGGGCACACUGACAAGAAUGGAACAGAAGUUUUUUGAAGAAAAGAUGAGAUUACAACAAGAAGCCAAUCAGAAAAUAGCAGAAUUAGCUGAAAGAGCUCACACAGAAGCAAUAUCAAAUCUUGAUGAAACCACAAAGUCUGUGUACAAAGAAAAUGUACGUUUAUCAGAAGCCUUAAGUUAUCAUAUGAAGGAAGGGGAGGUCCUGAAGAAACUAAGGGACAAACUUCAGGAGGAAAAUGAGCAACUUCGGGGGGACAAAGAGCUGAAUGACAUGAUGGUCCAAGAGAAAAUUGUGCAGGUCAAACAACAGAAAGAACAGAUCAGACAGUUGACGGAAAAAACCCAAACUUUGGAGAAGUCUUUAAGUCACAUGUCACGAGAAUUUAACACUGAGAGGAAAACCAUUGUACAGCAGGCCAGGACUGAAAAUGAGGCCGCCAAAAUUGAGCUUGCAAAACUUCAAAGAGUGAUUGACCUUAAGACUAGGGAAAUGAACAAGGUCAAGAGACUGGCCAAAAAUAUUUUGGAUCAGAGAACAGAACUUGAGCGGUUCUUCCUAGAGUCACUGGAACAAGUCCGAAUGGAAAUUGCUGCUAAUCAGGCCCAAUAUCGUGUUGAUGCUCAGGCAGCCUACCAGGAAAAAAUGCUGAAAGCCUUUGCAGGAAAAGGGGAAUACCCUAAAAUCCGAACAUUCAACAAAUCUGGCAUAAGCACAAACAGUGUGUACAAAGAUCUUGAGGCUGCAGAAAAAAUGAAGCAGGCCACGUACGACAUUUCCGGUAAAGUGGACAUCAGUGACCUGACUUGGGAACAGAAGGAAAGGGUUAUUCGUUACCUAUUUGCCAGGAUGAAUGGAGGGGCAAAGGUCACUAAAAUGAACUCUGACCCACCCCUUCCUGCCAUAGAAAACAAAGUCCAGAGACUCAGUAUCUCACAUGAACCAAGUCCACCUGAUGAACCUGACAACACCUUUUUGACCCAGGCUCAAAUGGAUGCCCCAGAAAUUCCAAUUCAAACCAAGUCUGGUACAUUUGUUGCUGAAACUGCCCAAGUUUCUUGAAGGAACAGAUUCAGUGCUAAACUACUGUGAUGUAUUAACCAACUUAUUUACAAAAAAAAAAAAACCUUCAGGGCAAUAUAAACCAUAACAGAAAGUGUAUUUGUUACUUUCAACAAGUGAGGCAAACCUUUUCUGAAGUUAAUUGUACAAAAAAAAUUCUUUUGAAAGUAUUUAGUAUAUGUGAUAGAAUUUACUUUUGAAGGCUGUGAGAAAGAUGAAUGAAUGUUGUUUUAUUGUUACAGUAUGUAUUUCUGAUAAAA
Messenger RNA from Saccostrea echinata, 1931 nucleotides. Its product is annotated as basal body-orientation factor 1-like. Lineage: Eukaryota; Metazoa; Mollusca; Bivalvia; Ostreida; Ostreidae. The coding region runs from base 79 to 1671 and encodes 530 amino acids. The record is from RefSeq and is a predicted model, not a curated record. The transcript has 12 exons.